CGUACUACAAGUGCAAUUACAUCACCACGGCUGGCCUCCACCACGGUUGCUGCUCGGCCGGCUCCCCUACAGGCGACUGCACUCUCCCGGUGUCAUCGGUGCCGAACAUUGUUCCCGAGUUGCUUUUUUCUGCUCUCGCCUCGUCUUGCCCUUAAACGGUAGACAGGAUCAACGUCGACGUCAACGUCAAACUACAACUACACGAAAACGUGUGCCAAACUGCGACACUAAAAACCGACAUCGUUAACGUUCGUACUAGCUGCUGUGUGCGACAGCGCCUGAACCAGUGACGCAGUCAUCAAAAUUGUCCUAAAUAUUUCGGACUUUGGACUGCUCUAACUCGUAAACAGUAAGACGAAGAGGCAUGCUGGGGAUAGGAACGCUCCUAGGAGCGUAGAAAACCCGUUUAAAACGUGACUUAAAUUUUAAAGUUCGUUUUUGUGCUUCCAAAUGAGCACACACCAUUAGAAUUGGUAGAUAAAGUCAGUUGUACACAUUUGCUCGGUUGCCAAAAAAUCGCAAACACAGCCAAACAACGCAAAAGGGGGAAUUUGCUUCGUUUUUCCUUUUUAUGCGCAAACAUUUUACGCAACCACGAUCGUGCGGGGAGCGCCCGCGUCGACCUGCGCGAACGAUUUUUUGCCAGCACGGUUUUCCCUAAAUUUUCCUUUGCACACACACACAGACACAAUCGAGAAAGAGAACAUCCCGGACGCUAUUAAUGAAACAAAAGCGGGGAGAUUUGGUGGGCAAUUUUGUGCGAUUUUGCUCUCCCGUUUGCCCGUUUGCACUGCGCUGUGUGGUGGUAACAGUUUUGCAUCACCGUUCAACCGGCGUGAACGUUCGUUGCCGGUAUUUUGAGAGUGUGGAAAAUAGCGCCAGCAGUGCAUUUUAACGUUUUCCAUCGCAUCAUAGCAAGCGCUGCAAGGUUUAUCGGGAAGUUUUCCCCCUUUUGCUUAAAAUUUCAACGGUUAUCAUCUAGCUGCGUGUGUGUGUGACGCGUGCAAAAGCAUAUGUUUUGAUACGGCAACUGGUGGGGAGCGGUGGGUGUUUAUACAGCUGGCAAAGUGCAAUUUAAUCAUCCCUUUCCAUCCCCCCCUGUGAGUGUGUAAUCGAAGGUUCGUAUUUUUCUGUUACGAGCCGGUCCCAUCAGGGCAAGUAAGGCAGAAAGCGGAGAAGGCGGUGGCGCAACGGACGGCAGCACAACAUAACCGAGGAGCGGAGGGGGUUCGAGCACACGAACGCAUCGCCAUCGUAGUCGUCGUGGUCGUCGUGUCAGCAUCGUCGGAGGAAGUUGUGCGAAUUCAGCGGCCGAACCGUACGCAGGCAUGUACUGGUCCGUCAAGCGGCGCGCUUUGAAAAGGUGAUUACGAAUGUGUUUGAAUGGAGUGUGUGAAGUUUUAGUGUUGAGUGUUGAUUUUCCCUUGCUUCCUCCAUACAUUCCAAAGUGUGUGUGCCCAAAUCCCAAAAUUUAAUCAACAAACGGAGCAAUAAUUAUGACGCUGUAGGAAUUGUUAACGACACCAUCAUCCCUUCACCAAAAAAGGGCGUCUCCAUGACGACGUUGUGAGAGUGUGUUUGUGUGUGCGCUCGUGUGUGAGUAAAUUUUACGCAUCGGGAAACCGGCUCAGGAACCGUGAAUUUGUAUGCGCUCUUGACAAACACUGCCAACAGAGACCAACAACAAGUGUGUUUACAUUCGCUCGCUACUGACAGGCACCGCUGGGCUGGUAUUAUUGCGCUAUCGGAAACAGUAUUUGCCGAAAUAGGGCGCCGCGGCUUGUGACCACCGCUAAAUAAGUGUCGGGAGUGUUCGCGACAUACAAAAGCCCCGAUCCCGACGCGGUUCUAUUCGCGUAUCAAGUUCGAUUCGAUUGCAGACGGCCAAGUGAAUCAGUCUCGAGCAGGCCGCAGCUCAGUUUCUCUUUGUGUGGUGUACAAAGGGGUGUGCCACUGUGUGUGUUUCCUGCUUCCGGUUUUUAUGCACAAGCAGAAAGAAGAUUCUUGGAAGAAAGUGUGUUAGUGUGGGUGUGUAUGUAGAUGAUUCACGAUCCCAAUCCACCCAUCAUCAGCUGGAACCGUUCGUGUGUGCGGAGUGAACAGAGUCACAUUGAAGUGUCCCCUUGCCUGGUGCUUGGCGUGUGUGUGUGUGAGCUUGUGUGUGCCGUGUGACGAUCCUGUGCUUUUUCUCAACCUCUCCCUUAAGCUACCACCUCUCCCCUCCCCCAAUUCUAACACACGCCCCCUUGCAGGGGAAUCCUUGCUGUGACAGAGGCAAUCGCACCUUUCCCACCUUAAACCUUAAAGGAACGCGGCAGGAAAUAAUACCCCACCAGCACAGGAUGGCCAUGUUCGAUCUCGAUCGUCUCAUAACCGAUCUCUUCAAGACGACCGUCCUGCCCGGGAUAGCGAUCGGGCUGUGGUUGACCGAUUUGUAAGUAAAAUGACGGGAGUGCGAUAUCUGUCCGACUUCUUCGGUUGGCACCGAACUUCUUUGUCCCGUGUGUGUGUGUGUAUCUGUGUGUCCGAGAUCGCGUUUUGCUUGUACUUUGUCUUCUUUGCACUACUGCACCCACACACACACACACACGCAACAGAUUUAUCUUGAUGUUAUGCAAGCGUAUUCGCCGGGACGUGGGGAAAAGGUCGCACAGCUUCUUGGCGAGUGAAUAAAUGCCCACGGACACUGGAGCGGUGGAAUCGUUAAUAGAAUUAAAAUGUCUUGGCCCGUCUGGUGCACAUUUAAAUCACAGAUCGCGCCACCAUGACGACGAUCUGGUGCGCGGACAGUUCUAGAAGAUCGUGUGAAUGAUCAUUCCCCUUUGUUUGCCACUUUAGCUUUGCUUCCUGCGCGCCAUCGUAUGUAGUUCCGUUGCUGUUUUUCUAAUGCUUGCUCGUUUUUCUUACAUUCUAUUGCACUACGUGCUUGCAUGAAAUUGAAAUAAAUAUUUGUUCUAUUCUUUAUAAUUUCUUUUUCACAUCGUUUCCAUGAGAUAAUUGUUCUAUUUUGCCGCUCCGGUUAUCUUCUUUUUGCACGAUCGGUUCUUGCUUGAAUGCAGUUCUCUGUGUUUUCUUUUUCUUUUUGUUGUUCACGAUGGCGCCCAUUUCAUAAACAAAUGCUCUCUCUCACCCUCUCUGCUCCCCCAUUGGCGCAAAAACCACGAGGGUUGAACUUUGUACUGACUGGUUAUCAUUGUUAUGUAUGUUUUAUGAAACACAAGUUGUACCUCUCUACAUGAUUGUUUCAAACCGAACCACAUUCUAUUCGUUUCCUACAUUGUGGAUGCAUUUCAAGGUCUUUUGUUGAAUUUAAUAAUCUUCUUCUUCUAUUUGGGACGUAAACGUCCUAGGGGAACAUACUGCUGGGUCUAUCUUAAGUCUUAUAAAGGCUUUCGAGACUUAGUUCAGUACACCACUAUACUACUACAGCCGUAUAACAUAAGUUAAUUAUUUCUACGGGGGGACGCGGGUUCCAUUGUAGAGUUGAACCCACGACAAGCAUGUCGUAAAGUCGAGUACGAGUACGAGUUGACGACUGUACCACGGGACCAAAUUGUCAUUGUGGUAGUUCGAAUUGAAGUUGGUUGUUACGAGAAUAGCGUAUGCUCGAGCUUCUAACAGUCAAACAAUUGAAAUGAUCAAUUGUAGUAUUAUACAUUUUGUGAUUUUAACAAGCAGAGUCUUGAUUAAUGGUUGACCCUACUUAAUCAAGGUCCUUUGCAUUACCUUUGCAUUACCAAAACAAUGAAAUUACUUUUAAAAAAACUCAUCUACGUAUAGAUAUACACUUCGAACUACGAAAUGAUUUAAUCGUAUGGUAAGGAGUAUACUUUUGUCUUUGGAUUUUGACUAAAAAUAUUUACUUCUGCAUAAUAAUCCACAACAUUUGCUUCGGUAUUUUCAUUAUUCAAAUCCUUAGCUUUGUAUUCUUUUAUUUUCACAAUUUAAAAUGAUGCUUCUACUUGCUUCUUAGCUAUUGAUGCACUUGAAUUAUUGUUUUCGUGUUUUUCAUCUUUCGCCUUUUCACCACUAAUACACUAUUUAUUCUCCUACUCACAUAUAUGUGUGUUUGAUGUUUUAGUUGUUCGUUUUUAUUGCUCCACAAUCAUCUUCUGCUUUAGCUAUGUUGAAAAAAUGUCACCUAUCCUAAGGAGUGCUAGUAAGCAAACUACAAACUUUAACUUUGUUUUGCUCACACCAACACCAACACCACGAGUCUCGCCGUACCGGUUUUUGCCAGUGCCACACAGUACACAGUACUUUGAUUGCAGAGAUAACGAAGAUGUGGUGCAGAUCUUCGCCCCAGAUUACGUGACACGCCAGCGGGGGAAAGGAGAUAGUUUAUUUGCCGCUUUUUUCAGGGUCAAGUGCAGAGGAGGCGUGCACUCACAACAAGUGCGCACGCUGUCUUCAUCCAACCCACACCACACAAACACAAAUGUAGGGGCCACUUCCUUUGCAAUUUGUGCCGGUUUUGUGCGGCGAAGAAGUAGAGUCUACAUCUAGUGUGUGCGCACCGAGCCUAAGUACACGCGCCCACACUAAUCGCACUCGAACGCGCGUUGCACCACGUCGAAUGCACCGUCGCCAAGAUGAUGCCCCUCUGCCGCAAAAUCGGUCGAUGUACGUGUGCGGUUGCGGUGCUGCUAUUUCUCGUCGGGUUCGUCAUACUACCGAUCAUCUUCAAGUAUUCGUACGCACUCCAGAAAAGCAUCCUCUUUCUCACCUUCAUAACCUACCCACCGAACCUGGACCUGAAGCGGCCGGAAAAGAGUGGCCUGUACGCGACGAGAAACUUCUACGUCAACCAUCACGACCACGAGGAGGACCUCGAGGUGAACGUUGCCGUGUGGCACGUGCUGCCGCUCGAUUUGGUGCGCCGCUAUGCGAAGGAAUUGCACGUCGACGAGCGAACGAUAGCAAACAAAACGCUCCCAACGAUAGAUGGCAUCACGAGCAACGGUGGUAGCAUCGUUGCCGAUGAAAAACAUCACGCCGGUGAUCGUUACAAAGGGAUCGAAAAAGUGCUGCGCUCGGACGGGUUUCAGCUAACCGAUGAGAAACACCAGCGCGACCUGUUCGAGGAGACGCUGCGGGCCACGACGAACGAUGUGGUGCUGUACUUGCACGGAAAUACGGCAUCGCGCGGCGCCCCGCACCGGGUCGAGCUGUACCAGAUGCUACGGGCGCUGAACUAUCACGUGAUAGCGAUCGACUACCGUGGGUACGGUGAUUCGGCCAACCUGUCGCCGUCCGAGCUGGGCGUCGUGUACGAUGCGCUGGCCGUGUAUCAGUACAUCACCAGCAUCACCAACAAUCCGGUCUACCUGUGGGGCCAUUCGCUCGGGACGGGCGUUUCCACGCAUCUGCUGUCGCUGCUGACCGAGAUGAGUCUGCCGGGGCCGAAAGCGGUCGUGCUGGAGAGUCCGUUUAACAACAUCAAGGAAGAGAUAUGUGCCCAUCCAUUUUCAAAGUUAUACCGUCACCUGCCAUGGUUCGACUACCUGAUCUCCAGACCAAUGUACAAGAAUAAGCUGCGCUUCGAGUCCGACCAGCAUAUUGCCGAGUUCCGCCAGCCGGUGCUGAUACUGCACGCGGAGGACGAUCUCGUGGUGCCAUUUGAAUUAGGCUAUAAGGUAAGUGUAAUGGGCGGCGCUCCACGCUCCCUCCAACAUGGCUGGUGCAGUAGUACAGCUUUCUUCUACUCCCCCCCCCUCCCCCAGCUUUACCGCAAAGCGCUAGACAUGCGGGGCAAAUCGUGGGGCCCGAUCGAGUUCCAUCGGUUCGAGAAGAGCAGCCACUACGGCCACAAGUACAUCUGCCGGGCGCCGAAUCUGCCCGAGAUUAUUGUGCGCUUUUUCCACGCGUACCGCGACGCACAAUACUGAGGCGGUGAGAGGGGAAAAGUGUGGCAAAUUGCAGAGUUGCAUAUAAGUUACUCGUUAUUUGUUACGUUAGGCUGUAGUUAAGUGGACUGAGUGAAAAGUGUCUAGAAGGAAGUGCUUUCGCAGGGUGUUUAUGCUGUGUACCGUGUAGUGGCGCGUACCGCAGUUGACCAAAUGUUGCAACACAUCGUUCGAAUUUAGCCAGUGUCAGGGUUUAUUAAGAGCGUGGAGAAAUGUUCGAUUUCCCCCCCCGCGGAAAGUAAUUAGAUAUAACGGCGUGUAUUUCGGUCGAUUUAGCUUACGAGUGUCUACAUGAGAGAUUCGUUUUUAGAUGAACUAUUUCGUAGAAGUAAUCCCUCUGAACAAUAAAUGAACUAAAUAAGAAAAAAAAAA
Anopheles gambiae (African malaria mosquito) is the source of this 6278-nucleotide messenger RNA. Its product is annotated as lysophosphatidylserine lipase ABHD12. The record is from RefSeq and is a predicted model, not a curated record. Gene Ontology annotation, cellular component: endoplasmic reticulum membrane. Gene Ontology annotation, biological process: phosphatidylserine catabolic process; monoacylglycerol catabolic process. Lineage: Eukaryota; Metazoa; Arthropoda; Insecta; Diptera; Culicidae. Gene Ontology annotation, molecular function: phosphatidylcholine lysophospholipase A1 activity; monoacylglycerol lipase activity. Bases 4593 to 5888 code for a protein of 431 amino acids. The transcript is spliced from 5 exons.